AUGUUAUCUACGCAAGGUAGACGUGUGAAGAUAAGUGAUCUCCACUCUCGAAUAUCUAAGAUUAAAACCUUCAAGUUGAUGAAUCCUGUACAAUUCUAAUAUUCAUGCAAGUCAUAAUUCGAAUAAUUACGUAUGUAAAUUGGAGCGAAGCUUUUGCAAGAUAGUAUGAACAUUAUUUGUCAUCACUCAUGCAUCAUGACUCUACAUUUGCGGAAUUACUUUUUUAAUCAUUUUUAUUGUUUUGCAAGUCACGGAUCUAAUUCUGCCGCAGUGUUGACCUUGAAUUUCUGUCAGGAAAAUGUUCGAUUUUUUCGAACGAUCGCUGUCGUAAGAAUACGAAAAGAGACGAAUUAUAUCGUCGACGAUUCUUUCACGUUUCCCUAAAAAUAAAAAAAAAAGAAAAAAGAAAAGAAAAAUUUUCGAGAGUGUGAAGAAAUCUGAGAUUAAUUACACACUUCAGGUUCCAACUAUUAUUACACUGAUCCGUUUCAAAAAUUUUUUAUCUCAAAAUGUUUUAUACUUCUCACGCAGUUGUCUGAUGAUAAUCAUGAAAUGAAUUGGUUGCACGGCGUGUUAAUUGUUAUCGAACGAUGGAGGAUCGAGUUGGAAAAUUCCAAGAAGCACAGAGGAGAGCCCAGUCUGUUGAGAACCAUCUUCCGUACCUUUUGGUGGGAGUACACCAUACUUGCCUUAAUACAAAUAUUAAACGAAUUUGUUAUCCGAUUAGGAACACCGAUACUCCUGGGUGGACUGCUACGCUACUUUAAGAAGAACACAACCGAAACGUACGAAACUGCUUUACUAUACGCAGCUGGGAUUUGCGUAGCAACGGCCGUAAACGUAGUCUCAAUGAAUCACGCUCUGUUUGGCGCGUUCCACGUUGGUGGAAGAGUCAGAGUCGCCACGUGCUCUGUCGUUUAUCGGAAG
This is a messenger RNA of Heterotrigona itama, 927 nucleotides long. NCBI's taxonomy places the organism in Eukaryota, Metazoa, Arthropoda, Insecta, Hymenoptera, Apidae. The record is from the annotation of a GenBank genome assembly.